Messenger RNA from Guyanagaster necrorhizus, 693 nucleotides. RefSeq lists its product as uncharacterized. Lineage: Eukaryota; Fungi; Basidiomycota; Agaricomycetes; Agaricales; Physalacriaceae. The transcript is spliced from 4 exons. Bases 1 to 693 code for a protein of 230 amino acids. The record is from RefSeq and is a predicted model, not a curated record.
AUGAACGGUCGACUCGCAUCUUUCCGAGGCCCUUCAACGCCUACUUCAUCUCCUGUUCAACGGCAACCUACGACCCCAAAGUCCCCAGCCAGAGCCACCGAGACAACUUACCAUCGAAAGCUACGGGCGGGUUUACUCGAAUUACGCGGAAUAACAGAAACAUGGGAUGAUCUCGUGCUCGUCGACGGACUGAAGGCUGCAAAGAGCCUCGUCGAUACAAGAACCGAACUGGACAAUGCCCUUUCACUGAUUCAGGAUCGACGGCCAAGGACGCGUAUAGUCGGACCGAAACUAAUGAUCAUGGACAAGCGGAUAUCCGAGCUAGAUGCAGUCAUAGCGAAGCUACAAAAACAGUUUCGCAGAAUGAAUACUGUUAUCGACACCCUGGAAGGCCUUGUUACUGAAGCUCACAAGAAUAAAGGUUGGCACUGGGUGCAGCAUGAGCCACUCUGGGUGACAUGGCCUCUGAAUAAAUUUGUGACCUCUUUGCCAGACAUUCUGCCUACCUAUCAUCGUGAACUCAUCAUACACAUGGAGCUUGUCGAGGUCCUCCGAAGCCAUUCCAUUUCUUUCGACGACUCUCGCAACGCCAUUACGAAAUGGGCCGAGCAACUAUGGAUAGAAGUUUCAGGCUGGGAAGCCAAAUGGGAGGAUGUAUGCGCUGCAGAGGUUGAUCGAUGGGAGGGUUCAUGA